Neomonachus schauinslandi (Hawaiian monk seal) is the source of this 784-nucleotide messenger RNA. Its product is annotated as calmodulin-1-like. Bases 1 to 717 code for a protein of 238 amino acids. Gene Ontology annotation, cellular component: myosin II complex. The record is from RefSeq and is a predicted model, not a curated record. The transcript has 3 exons. NCBI's taxonomy places the organism in Eukaryota, Metazoa, Chordata, Mammalia, Carnivora, Phocidae. Gene Ontology annotation, molecular function: calcium ion binding.
AUGGAAGAAGAAAGUGUGACAGGAAUUUUACCUGACAUUCUGGCUAUGCAGAUGGAGGAAGAGACCAUUACCAAGGAAUAUGAACAACCUGUAGAAGCUGGGAAUGGAAUAGAGCCUCCAGAAAGUUUUGUAAAAGAUGCUACUAUAAACAUUGGUGUACAGGAUUUUUUGCAGCGGCAGCAGCAGCGGGGGCGCCCCCGCCGUCACGGCCCCUGCGCUGGUGCAGCCGCCCUCGCUCCCUCUGCUCUUCUUCCCUUCACUCGCACCACGGCUGAUCAGUUGACCGAAGAACAGAGUGCUGAGUUCAAGGAAGCUUUCUCCCCAUUUGACAAAGCUGGCGAUGGCACCAUCACGACAAAGGAACUUGGAACCGUCAUGAGGUCACUGGGUCAGAACCCAACAGAAGCCGAGUUGCAGGAUAUGAUCAACGAGGUGGCUGCUGACGGAAAUGGCAUCAUCGACUUCCCAGACGUUUUGACUAUGAUGGCUAGAAAAAUGAAAGAUACAGACAGUGAAGAAGAAAUCCGCGAGGCAUUCCGAGUCUUCGACAAGGAUGGCAACGGUUACGUCAGCGCGGCGGAGCUACGUCACGUCAUGACCCACUCAGGAGAAAAACUAACAGAUGAAGAAGUAGAUGAAACGAUCAGAGAAGCAGUUAUUGAUGGAGAUGGGCAAGUCAACUAUGAAGAAUUCGUACAGAUGAUGACUGCAAAAUGAAGGCUUACUUUCAACUCCUUUCCCCCCUUCUAGAAGAAUCAAAUUGAAUCUUUUAUUUACCUCUUGC